UCCACUGUUCACUCGUUUACUAAGAGGGGAAGAGGGAUCAACAAAAGAGAAGAGGGGAGAUAUGAGGUCUCUACUGAAGCUGGUUGUUCUGCUGUUCUGUGUCCAGAGAGGAGAGGGACACUGGCUGCGCUCACUACUCGAGCAGCGAGGGCAAGCAUCAUCCCCCCCAUCAGAGGAGGAGAGGAGAGGUGGAGGAGGAGAAUCCAACAAAGGGAACGACAACAAUAAGAACACAGAAGGUUCCGGAUUCGGAGUAGAAGACCAAAGAGGUUCCGUCCCAUCCCCAGCCCCAAUCCGGUCCCGCCGCUCUUCAACCCAGUGUCGUCUCCACUCCAUCCUCCUCCAGGUACGAGAGCUGGGUCUGGGCUACGACGCGGACGAGACCGUCCUCUUCAAGUACUGCAGCGGAGACUGUCCCCGUGUCCGCUCCAACCAUGAUCUGACCCUGACCAACCUGCUCCUGAGGGGGGCGCUGCCCGAGCAGAGUGGAGAGAUGUGGCAGAAGGGACCAUGCUGCAGGCCCACCCACCAUGAAGAUCUAGCCUUUUUGGAUAAUGCCCAUCGCUGGCACAAGGUGGAGAAGCUGUCGGCUGCAGGGUGUAACUGUGUGGGUUAAUGAGGAGGAGCUGGACAUGAAGGGGGAGGGCCUGGGACUGAACAUUCACUUUUGGGCCGUGGCCAUUGGCUGUUCAGAAUGCAGUGGGAGAGGCAUAGAAGCUCAGGCUGUGCUGUAAAAAUUGAGAUCAAGGAGGAAAGCGAUUACGGAUGUAGCUAUUAUUUGCUAGAAAGAAAUGCAUUCAUUUUGCGUAUGUAUAUUUAUAUUUAUUUAAAGUUGCUUUGGAGAGUUUUUUUUUUUACCAAUGACGAGAAUGGAUCUUAUUUUGCUGCAGAUUAAAUUAAUAGU
Molecule: messenger RNA, 904 nt
Organism: Salmo salar (Atlantic salmon)
Lineage: Eukaryota; Metazoa; Chordata; Actinopteri; Salmoniformes; Salmonidae
Source: RefSeq, a predicted model, not a curated record